AUGAAGUUUCAAUACCUUUUUGCCGUUUUUCUUUUAGUAUGCCUUUCACUGGCCAACAUACAAGCCAACAUUCCAGCGUCACUUCAGAGAAGAAAGGGAAGCCAUGGCGAAGGCGAAGGCGAAGGUGGAGGUGGAGGUGGAGGCGAAGGUGAAGGUGAAGGUGAAGGUGAAGGUGGUGGUAAUGGUGGUAGUGGUGGUAGUGGUGGUAAUGGUGGACAUGGUAACUCAGCAAAAGCUACAACACACGCCACACCAAAAGUAACUACACACGUCACACCAAAAGUCACUACACACGUUACACCAAAAACAACUACCCAAAUUUUGCCGAAAAGUACAUCUCAAGAUUCACCAGAGGUAUUAUCGCAGGUCUCAGUAAAGCCUUCUGGGCAAGUCUCGGUAAAGCCUUCUUCACAAGUUUCAGCAAACUCUGCAUCACAAGUUUCAGCAAACCCUCCUUCUCAAGUUUCAGCAAACUCUGCAUCACAAAAUUUGCCAAGAGUUUCAACAGAGACAUUGACCAAAGUAGCUUAUAUCCCUAUCAUUUUUACAAAUAAAUUCGGGCAUUAUACUACUUCUACAAAGAAAAGCACCUACGUUACUAAGGUCAAUACAACUCUGUAUUCCUCAUCCAAUGAUGGGAUCAGAUCAAUUAUUGGUACGUCUUUCAACUUUGCUGGAACCACAAUUUAUGGAUUAAUGAUUUUCAUGACCAUUUUUGUAUUGGCUUUGGUUUAA
Messenger RNA from Saccharomycopsis crataegensis, 735 nucleotides. RefSeq lists its product as uncharacterized. The transcript has a single exon. Lineage: Eukaryota; Fungi; Ascomycota; Saccharomycetes; Ascoideales; Saccharomycopsidaceae. The record is from RefSeq and is a predicted model, not a curated record. The coding region runs from base 1 to 735 and encodes 244 amino acids.